AUGAAAGUUCUCAACAUACUCCCCGCUGCCGCCUACUUCUUUCUCUUCGUUAUGCUCUCAUCGAACGAUUUCAACGAGCGACGAGCGAUGGUGCAGGCCCAAGAACCGCUGUUCGAGCUUCCGGUGCAAUUGAUCGGCUUCCCCGUGAUCAUACUUUCCGUCCGGCUGGCGAACUUCGCCAAAAAGUUGGCCUAUUCGCUGAAUCCAAAAACCUACCAAUCACGCAGCCGACGUGAAACGCUUCCCGGCACGACGCUCGAACCGGAAGAAUUCUCGCGCAUGGCCGUCGAUGUGGUGCAGGCGGAGAGGAAAAUUCUUCAUGAGUUCGGCCCCAAGGCGUGCAUCGAAGAGGAACCGUGUCGAAUCCAUGCCGUUCGCAGCGCACGAAUGGACAACUACCAGCCGGAUUGGGAUGACAUCUUGAAAAAUUACAAAACGCAGACCACUGGCAUGAAGCAAUGGUACUUGCUGUCUGUUUUCCUAGGGGAUUACUUACGCGACGUGCACUUCUGCAAGCAGCUCGCCAAGCGGUUAGACUGCCACCGAAACCAGCGUCCCUUCUUGCGAGACUGA
Messenger RNA from Anopheles coustani, 573 nucleotides. RefSeq lists its product as uncharacterized. The record is from RefSeq and is a predicted model, not a curated record. Bases 1 to 573 code for a protein of 190 amino acids. Lineage: Eukaryota; Metazoa; Arthropoda; Insecta; Diptera; Culicidae. The transcript has 3 exons.